This is a messenger RNA of Musa acuminata subsp. malaccensis (wild Malaysian banana), 1531 nucleotides long. RefSeq names its product mitochondrial import inner membrane translocase subunit TIM50. Gene Ontology annotation, biological process: protein import into mitochondrial matrix. The record is from RefSeq and is a predicted model, not a curated record. Lineage: Eukaryota; Viridiplantae; Streptophyta; Magnoliopsida; Zingiberales; Musaceae. Gene Ontology annotation, cellular component: TIM23 mitochondrial import inner membrane translocase complex.
GUCCAAACCCCUUCUUCUUGCUCGAGGGCCUUCGUCUUCGACUCCACUGCCAUGUCUUCUCGGCUCGUCCGAUCCCGCCUUGUCCGUCUUCUUGCGAAGCAGAGGAGCGAGCGCAGAGCUCUUAGCGUCUCCGCGGCUCCUCCCAAGGAGCCCAUCGUGUCCUCGGACGCCCUCCUCAACGACGAGUCCUCUUCUCCCCCUUCCCCACCGCCUCCCCCUUCUUCCACCGCCCGGCGAUCCUGGAGCCUUCUCAAGCUUGGAUCUCUCGCCGCUGUCACCGCCGCAGUCGGAACCACUGCCUACGCAACUUACGCAUAUACGGUAGAUGAGGUGGAAGAGAAGGCAAAGGUUUUGCGGGAAAUGACUAAAGGCCCAGUAAGAGAUGACACAUCUAGUUUCCAAAAAUAUAACAAUUUGGUUUAUUCCACAGUCAUGAAAGUUCCUGUCAAAGCACUUGAGCUGUACCUGGAUCUUAGGAGGGCAAUUGAAGAUCAUGUUCGGGGAUUUACUGAACCAUCAUCAGAGAAGCUGCUUCCUGAUCUACAUCCUCAAGAACAACAUGUUUUCACUCUUGUUCUAGACCUUAACGAGACUCUUGUAUACUCUGACUGGAAGCGUGACAGAGGUUGGAGAACAUUUAAAAGACCUGGAGUUGAUGCCUUCUUGGAACAUCUUGCUAAGUUUUAUGAAAUUGUCGUGUACUCAGAUCAACUGAGUAUGUAUGUUGAUCCUGUACUAGAAAGGCUGGAUCAGAAAGGUUGCAUUCGUUAUAGACUGUCAAGAGCUGCAACAAAAUAUGUGAAUGGAAAGCAUUAUCGGGACCUAUCAAAGCUGAAUAGAGAUCCUUCACGGAUACUUUAUAUCAGUGGGCAUGCUCUAGAAUCUAGCCUUCAGCCCGAGAAUUGUGUACCUAUUAAGCCCUGGACGCUAGAAAAUGAUGACACCGCACUUCUAGAUCUUAUUCCAUUUCUUGAAUAUGUGGCUGUUCAUAGACCUGCUGAUAUAAGACCUGUGCUUGCAUCUUAUCAUGGCCAUGAUAUAGCUAGCGAAUUUAUUGAACGCUCCAAGGAACAUCAGAGGAGGAUGCAAGAUCAGAAACAGCAUGGCCGUUUCUGGAGGCGUUGAAGCUGAUAUACAUAGCAUGACUGUUAUGACAACAGUUAUGUUCACUUAAUCUCUUGCAAAAAUUUUGAGUAUCUUUGUUCUUGUUCAGAUUUAAGCACUCUGCCAUGACAUCUCACGUUAGCCUUGUAGCAGAUUGGAGGGGUGAUUCUCUUCUUUCGCUUGCUCACUUGAUUCUUUUUGUUUUAAGAGCUUUCUGUGUACCAGUUAUAAAUGCCAAGACUAAAUUCCUUUGUGAUCGAGUUCUUAUUGUACUGAUUCAUAAGGCUUUUACAUAAUGCCUCUAGCGGUGUUGGCAUUAUACAAUUUUCCUUUAUGGACUUUAGUCAUUGUAGAGAACUGUUUUGGUCUGUCGAAAUACGUGUGCUUAAUACUUUCUUGUUGGCCAUGAAUUUCUCUCAUAUUAUUA